Pygocentrus nattereri (red-bellied piranha) is the source of this 2444-nucleotide messenger RNA. RefSeq names its product oocyte zinc finger protein XlCOF6-like. The record is from RefSeq and is a predicted model, not a curated record. Gene Ontology annotation, biological process: regulation of transcription by RNA polymerase II. Bases 398 to 1081 code for a protein of 227 amino acids. Gene Ontology annotation, molecular function: RNA polymerase II cis-regulatory region sequence-specific DNA binding; DNA-binding transcription factor activity, RNA polymerase II-specific. The transcript is spliced from 2 exons. Lineage: Eukaryota; Metazoa; Chordata; Actinopteri; Characiformes; Serrasalmidae.
AUUUGUGCACGUACCCCGCUUUCGUUUGUUGUCAACGGGUUAAAGUGAAAAAGAGAUGUAAACAAACGCGUUUUGUAGCGGAUUAAAGUCAAAACCGAAUCAUUAGCCGAGUUUAUGUGGACUUAAUCCACGGGCUGGAGCCUAUGAGGUUCUUUAGGCCGCGUUUUGAACAUUGGUUGGUGAAGUUAAAGCAGUUUGAUGUGUUUUUUCUUCAGUUUUCUUUUAACGAAAUGAAUGGCGUCCUGUUUCAAGUUUGCCCACUUUUUACACGCUUCAGAUUCGUCUUCGCCAACAGACGAGAGGUCAUCACAAGAAGAACGCCAGACUUCUGAGUCUCAGAUCAGCGAGCAUCGUCUGGUAAUUUCCUAAUAAACACGUCUCAUCUACAAACGCAGGAAUGGGCAAGGAGAGAACGCUCCACUGUUCAGAGUGCGGGAAGAGCUUCACUCAUCUGUGUAAUCUCCAGCAACAUCAGCGCAUCCACACAGGAGAGAAGCCGUUCUGCUGCUCACAGUGCGGGAAGAGUUUUACUCACGCAAGUAACCUAAAAAAACACGAGCGCAUUCACACAGGCGAGAAGCCUUGCAUGUGUUCGGAGUGCGGAAAGAGUUUUAUCGACAGAAAUACGCUCAUAACGCAUCAGCGCAUUCACAGUGGAGAAAAGCCGUAUUCCUGCCCACAGUGUGGGAAGAGUUUUAGCCGACAAAAUACUCUCCAAAUACACUUCCGCAUCCAUACAGGAGAGAAGCCGUACUUCUGCUCACAGUGCGGGAAGAGUUUUACCGACAGUGGUGCCCUUAAGAAUCACCAGCGCACUCACACGGGAGAGAAGCCGUAUGUCUGUCCACAGUGCGGUAAGGGUUUUAGUCAACAGAGCACUCUCCAGCAACACCAGCGCACCCACACAGGAGAGAAGCCGUAUUUUUGUUCAGAUUGUGGGAAGAGUUUUACCCAACAGAGCACUCUGCAACUACACCAGCGCACCCACUCCGGAGAGAAACCCUAUAACUGCUUACAGUGUGGGAAGAGUUUUACUCAUAAGUAUAGUUUCCUACGACAUCAACGCAUUCACACAAUAUAAAAACCAUACUAAUGCACUCGGGGUGCAAAGAGUUUUGACUGUAGAAAUGCUUAUAAACACUAAAGGCUACCAUGCAACGAAAGCAUUGCGUCAUGCAGUGUCUAGAAAUUUUUAAUGUUUGUUUUUGAUGGAGGUAAACAAGCUGGAAGUGACAUUCAGCUUGUGUCAUGUAGCAUUUUGCUAGUCCUGCAUUAAUAUUAACUCAGAUUCACACUGGUGUAAAGAUCAGUAGGAUUUCAGGGUGCAGGAGGUGGAGGUGCUGAGGGUGUAGCACCAACUUGCCAGACCACAGGACACAUUUCCACUUUGUGUCAGUCCAUUUGAGUCGAGCUUUAACCCAGAGAAGUGGGCAGCGUUUCUGGAUGUUGUUUAUAUAUGGGAUCUGCUUUGCGUGGUAGAGUCUUAACCUGCAUUUAUAGAUGCAUCAUCAAACUAUGUUUACAGACAAGGGUUUUCUGAUGUAUCUCCAAGCCCAGGUGGUGAUAUUCGUUAGAGAAGACUGUUGGUUUUUAAUGCAGUCUUGGUUUUUGGGACGGAAGGCCACAUGCAUUCAGCACUGGUUUCCAGCCUUGUCUUUUACACACAGAGAUUUCCCUGGAUCUCUUUUAAUAAUGUUGUGGAUUGUAUUUGGUGAAAUCCCUGAAUUCCUUGAAAUCAUGCACUGAUGUACACUGUUCAACUGUUUGCUCACACAAAGUGGUGACUGAGCCUUUUGUUGAGCAACCCAAUUAUAAUAGCAUCGCCUAUUACCUAUUCACCUGUUUACCUGUGGAAAGUUCCAAAACUGAAGUUUUGACAUUCCACAAACUUCCCACUCUUGCAUCACCCCCGUUUUAAACUUUUUUGGAAUGUUUUGCAGGCGUCAAAUUUGGAAUUAGCAUGAAUUUACACAAAUCAAUAAAGUUGAUAAGGCAAAAAAAAUUUUCUUUGUGUGUUUUCAGUUGAAUAUCUGUAAAAGACACUUUACAAAUGAGGACAUCUUAUUGAUUUGGAUUUUACCUGCUGUUCCAACUUUUUUGAAGUUGGGUUUGCAUUUAUUUUCUUUCCCAAUCUGCAGAAGCGUGCACUGUUUAAGUCAACAGUGUAUUUUCAUUAAAGGAAACCAGGUUUCCUCCCUGGACGCUGGUGGUGUGUUGUUACAACACAAGCAGCAGUGGGCUACUUCUACAUUAACAAUGCUGUUAAUGUAGUUUUUAAAAAAAUCAUCUGUUAUAAUAUCGCUUUGAAUAUUGUCUGAGCGUUGAAUCCCAAGUGACACCGUUGGUUUCUGUGCCAGCUGUAUGUGUAUGUAGUCGUCUCUCGCCACAUUACUGCAUGUUAUAGUUUGUUCUGUUUGCUGUAAAUUUAAAUAAAUAAUAACAAA